AUGCUGGCUCGGAAAGCGCAACUUCAUCUCACCUUGGGUCAUCGGGCGCCCGGCCUUAGGUGCAGGGGCUUGGCCACUGCUUCCAGCGCGUCAUUACGAGCGCCAUUAAGCCGUUACGAGCCGGAUCAGUUCCAAGACUAUGGGGUUUUCGUAGACAGAGUCGCCGAAUAUCGAAAAGUAAUCCAACAUCCCCUCACGUAUGCAGAGAAAGUUCUCCUCGCGCAUACCGAUGAGUUUGACACACCCACAUACCGACGUCGAGAGUCGCAGCUCAAGUUGAGGCCAAGGCGUAUCGCAUGUCAAGAUGCCACGGCACAGAUGUCUCUUAUCCAGUUUAUCUCAGCUGGGUUGGAAUCAACAGCUGUGCCGACAACGAUUCACUGUGAUCACCUCAUCGUUGGCCGAAACGGCAAGGAAGAAGACUUGCCUAAUGCCCUCGAUGCCCAUAGUGAAGUAUAUGACUUCAUGUCAAGCGCAUGUAAGAAGUACAAUAUGGGCUUCUGGAAACCCGGCGCGGGGAUUAUCCAUCAAAUUGUACUUGAAAACUACGCCUAUCCUGGUGGUAUGAUGGUCGGCACUGAUUCUCAUACACCGAAUGCUGGCGGUAUGGGCAUGAUCGCUAUUGGCGUUGGCGGUGCAGAUGCAGUGGACGUCAUGGCUGGGCUCCCUUUUGAGUUGACAGCGCCUAGUAUCAUCGGCGUGAAGUUGACGGGCGAGUUAUCAGGUUGGGCAAGUCCUAAAGAUGUUAUUAAUAAGCUAGCGGGCCUACUGACCGUUAAGGGAGCGACUGGAUCGAUCGUUGAGUUCUUCGGUCCAGGAACGCAGACUUUACCCCUUACCGGAAUGUCCACAAUUACGAAUAUGGGAGCCGAGACUGGCGCGACAACGUCGAUAUUUCCAUACUCACCGGCUAUGUCAAAAUAUCUCGAAGCAACACGCCGGCCAGAACUCUCCAGGGCAGCGCAAGCGGUAGCAGGUGAAAUGUGCGCCGAUGAAGGCGCUGAAUAUGAUCAAGUCAUUGAAAUAGACUUGUCUGCACUCGAGCCACAUAUUAAUGGUCCCUUCACACCGGAUUUAGCAACGCCUGUUUCAAAAUUUGCCGAUGCAGUAACCCAAGAAGAGUGGCCGUCGAAACUAACAGCCGGGCUGAUUGGCUCUUGUACCAAUUCAUCAUUCGAAGACAUGAAUAGGGCGGCAAGUGUAGCACAACAGGCCAUGGACGCAGGAUUAACACCGAAGAUGCCGCUCCUAGUUUCCCCUGGCAGUGAACAAGUCCGGUCGACAUUGGAAAAAUCUAAGACUAUGGAAGUAUUUGAGAAACUUCAAAGUACAAUUUUGACGAAUGCUUGUGGACCAUGUUGUGGGUCUUGGGACCGUCAGGAUAUGAAAAAGGGGACUAAGAAUUCUAUUAUCACCUCAUAUAAUCGGAACUUUACCGGGAGACUGGACUCCAAUCCAGCUACACAUAUCUUUCUGUCUUCUCCUGAGGUGGUCAUGGCCAAGAUCUUCUCCGACGACCUCGCAUUCGAUCCAACCAAGGAUAGUCUUACAACGCCAACUGGAGAAGAGUUCAUUUUCAACCCUCCGAAUAGUGCCGAGUUACCUCGAAACGGAUUUGAAAAUGUCGACCAUGUGUACACUCCUCCCCCUACGAGUGGUCGCGAACAUGUAGAAGUUCAAAUAUCGCCUUCUUCUAAUCGACUUCAGUUGCUAAAGCCGUUCAAACCGUGGAGCGGAAACGACUACGAGAAUUGCUUGAUCCUUAUUAAAGUAAAGGGGAAAUGCACCACCGACCAUAUCACUCCCGCCGGACCCUGGUUCCGCUAUCGCGGACAUUUAGGGAACAUCUCUAACAACACUCUCAUCGGCGCUGUAAAUGCCGAUAACGGAAAGACUAACGCUGUGCGCAACUUGUUAACGGGUGAAGAAGGUGGCGUACCUGAUACAGCGCGGUCAUAUCAAGAAGCGGGCCAACCGUGGGUGGUCAUCGGUGAUCACAAUUACGGCGAGGGAUCAUCAAGGGAACACGCAGCUCUGCAGCCACGAUACCUUGGUGGUGCUGCUAUCAUCGCGAAAAGUUUUGCGCGGAUACACGAGACUAACCUCAAGAAACAGGGUAUUUUGGCCUUGAAAUUCGUGGAUGAAGCGGACCAUGAUCGGAUCCAACCAUCGGACCGUAUUAGCAUAGUUGGACUGACAGGAUUGACCCCGGGACGGAACCUAAAACUACGUGUAACACCGUCCAGCGAGGGUGCGGACGGUAUGUGGGAAACUGAGGUAUCUCAUACCUAUUCGACGGAGCAGGUUGAAUACUUCAAGGCCGGAAGCGCUUUGAAUUUGAUGAUGUUGCGUAAAAAGGGUGAAGAAGCUGCUGCUAUAUAA
This is a messenger RNA of Hypoxylon trugodes, 2382 nucleotides long. RefSeq names its product putative aconitase. Lineage: Eukaryota; Fungi; Ascomycota; Sordariomycetes; Xylariales; Hypoxylaceae. Gene Ontology annotation, cellular component: mitochondrion; cytosol. Bases 1 to 2382 code for a protein of 793 amino acids. Gene Ontology annotation, biological process: tricarboxylic acid cycle. The transcript has 4 exons. The record is from RefSeq and is a predicted model, not a curated record. Gene Ontology annotation, molecular function: aconitate hydratase activity; 4 iron, 4 sulfur cluster binding.